CUGAGGGGCGGGGAAGGGGCUGGCCCCGGAAGGCAGAGGAAACCCUGAAAAGAAAACAGCAACAAGCUGAGCUGCUGUGACAGAGGGAAACAAAAUGGCGGCACCGAAGGGGAGCCUCUGGGUCAGGGCCCAGCUAGGGCUCCCGCCGCUGCUGCUGCUGACCAUGGCCCUGGCCGGAGGCUCGGGGACCGCUUCGGCUGAAGCGUUUGACUCGAUUUUGGGUGAUACGGCGUCUUGUCACCGGGCCUGUCAGUUGACCUUCCCCUUGCAUACCUACCCCAAGGUGCCCGCCAAUUUGUACACAGUGGAUCACACAGAAGAGGAGCUGUACGCAUGUCAGAGAGGUUGCAGGCUGUUUUCAAUUUGUCAGUUUGUGGAUGAUGGAAUUGAUUUAAAUCGGACCAAAAUGGAAUGUGAAUCUGCAUGUACAGAAGCAUAUUCCCAAUCUGAUGAGCAAUAUGCUUGCCAUCUUGGUUGCCAGAAUCAGCUGCCAUUCGCUGAACUGAGACAAGAACAACUCAUGUCUCUGAUGCCAAAAAUGCAUCUACUCUUCCCUUUAACUCUGGUAAGGUCUUUCUGGAGUGACAUGAUGGACUCUGCUCAGAGCUUUAUAACCUCUUCAUGGACUUUUUAUCUUCAGGCUGAUGAUGGAAAAAUAGUUAUAUUCCAGUCUAAGCCAGAAAUCCAGUAUGCACCACAGUUGGAGCCGGAGCCUACAAAUUUGAAAGAAUCAUCGCUAAGCAAAAUGUCCUCAGAUCUGCAAAUGAGAAGUUCACAAACACAUAGGAACUAUCUUGAAGAUGGAGAAAGUGAUGGCUUUUUAAGAUGUCUGUCUCUUAACUCUGGGUGGAUUUUAACCACGACUCUUGUCCUCUCGGUGAUGGUAUUGCUCUGGAUCUGUUGUGCGACCGUUGCUACGGCUGUGGAGCAGUAUGUUCCCUCUGAGAAGCUGAGUAUUUAUGGUGACUUGGAAUUUGUGAAUGAACAAAAGCUAAACAGAUACCCGUCUUCUUCUCUUGUGGUUGUUAGAUCUAAAGCUGAAGACCACGAAGAAGCAGGGCCUCUACCUACAAAAGUGAAUCUUGCUCAUUCAGAAAUUUAAGCUUUUUUUUUUUUUUUUUAAAGUAAGGGUAAUAGACAUCUAAAUUUUCAUUCCUCAUAGAGCUUCUAAAGAUGGUUUCAUUGGAUAGGUCUUAAAAAAUCACUAUAAAAUGCAAAUAAAGUUACCCAAAUCUGUGAAGACUGUAUUUGCUGUAACUUUAUCUGUAAUUUCUUUUCUAGUAAUUUAAGAGACGGAUAUUUGGGAUUGCAUUUUUAUUUUACUAAUAUCUGUAGCUGUUUUAUUAUUUACAUUGUUUUUGUUUGUUUUCUUUCUUAGCCAAAUUCUGUGAGCUGAUCAUUGCUCUUCCCCACCUCCUGCCAUAAUACUGUCUGUCACCUUAAUUAAUAAACUCAAUACUCGAUAGGAUUUGAUGCUUUUGCUGAGAAAUGGCCCACAAUGUGUAUUUUGAAAUUUAGCAGGAAAUGCCCUUUAAUGACACUACACUUUCAGUUGUAUUGACUGAAAUCAUUAAAAUUUUAUUUGAAUAA
Messenger RNA from Mustela lutreola (European mink), 1590 nucleotides. RefSeq names its product transmembrane protein 59 (gene TMEM59). The coding region runs from base 95 to 1102 and encodes 335 amino acids. Gene Ontology annotation, biological process: positive regulation of autophagy. The record is from RefSeq and is a predicted model, not a curated record. Gene Ontology annotation, cellular component: late endosome; lysosome. Lineage: Eukaryota; Metazoa; Chordata; Mammalia; Carnivora; Mustelidae. The transcript has 9 exons.